This is a messenger RNA of Anopheles cruzii, 2688 nucleotides long. RefSeq lists its product as uncharacterized. The record is from RefSeq and is a predicted model, not a curated record. The coding region runs from base 1 to 2688 and encodes 895 amino acids. The transcript has a single exon. NCBI's taxonomy places the organism in Eukaryota, Metazoa, Arthropoda, Insecta, Diptera, Culicidae.
AUGCGAAACGAGGAGUCCAUUUCACCGGCCAUUGCCGAGGCCCAAAGCCUGGGGUUGCAGAAACUGCGCCAGGGCUACCAGGAGCUGUAUGACGAAAUCGAUCGGCUUAGCAGUCAGAGUAUGAGUGGCCUAGUGGGUCCCGCGGAUGUCGCCGAAGCCAACAGACAGAAUAAAGAAGUUGACGAUCUUCUGGCGACCGCCCGAAAGUUUAUCCGCGAAACCAGGAGUUCCAUGGUGACGUACCACGACCACGGAGUGCAGUGUGAGCCGGAGUUGGGCAGAAGUAAAAUGGUCGCGACACCAUCAAGCUGGGUAGAAAAGCCGGAGCUGAAGGAAUCGUCCGGAGAGGAGUCCCUGCCGGAGAGAAAAACGGCCAUCAAGAUCGCCCAGAUCGUACCGAAAGGGAUCGUAGCACCGUGCAGCGAUCAGUCACCGUUGAACAACAAGGCUCCGGUUGGGCCGACGAAAGCAGUUCGGAAUAUUGGGACCAAUGUGAACUUUGUCGCUCCACGGGCUGCGAAAAGGACGAACCUUCACGGAUAUGUUAUACCGGCAGUACAAAGGCCCUGUAUGAAGUCGCAAACCGCUCCUUCGCAACGGUCGCCGGCUGUUCAGCCCGUCAUCAAGCCUUGCGCCAUUUCUACAGCGAAACCCUCCGGUGGAAGAAAAGCUAGCCAACCGUUACGCAGCACAUUCACCGAUGAUCAGUUUAAGAAACUGUUCGACCGCUUCCUGCUGAUGCACCCAGCAAAAGAAGCAAAAGAGGGUGUAGACGGUUCGGGGGAUCAUGCAAAGGAGGCACCGGAAGUGGAUAAAACUUCCAAUGUAACGAGUGAAUCGGUAGUGGCCGAGCUGGAACCAUUACCCGUCCCUACUGCUGAUCAACCAUUACCCGAGAAACUAACGAAAAAAGAGCUAGACACAGAGAAAGUUGACCAUACGGAGAAAAUACUUACGGAGGAAAGUGUGAUCCCAUCGGAACUGCUGGGCUUCACCACUGAAAUCUUGCCCAGUGUUUCGAUCAAGGGCCGUUGGGAUGCUAAUUUAAAAGUGCGGCAAACCAGUAACAUUGCAAUUGCGGAUUGGAAGGAAGACGAGAGAAAUAAUACGGUGCACGAGCAAAAUGUUAAGUACCUAGAGCUCAACCACGUUGUCCUGGCAUCGCAAACAAAGGUUGCUGAGACCGAAAAACCUACUCAACCAGUUACUGAGGGCGAAUCAGAACACUUUCGAGGCAGCUCGGAUCUGAACUUGCGAACGGAAGAACUGAAAGAUAAUAAUAAGGGCGCAAUCAACAUCAACAGUUCGGACACAAAAUGGCAACCCGGUCGCAAAUCUGUUAAAGUAAUCUCUUUGAAGUCCGAGGCACCGAAAAAGCAUUUCGUGCGCGUUCCAAAGUCCGCUUGUAAAGUGGCAGCAUCGCGGACACAAGCCACUAAAUCGAACAAGUAUCUAGAACCUUUCGUCGGCCUCAAGAAGGACUGUUCGGCUGACAAAUUAACUUCCAAAGCAGUGUUGGAGAUAUUUGACGAUGACAGCAGCACUAGUGAUGAUGAUGAUUUUGAGCCACAAAAAAUAAGAUCUCUAUUGAAGUUUAACAGUGAAGAUAAUAGCGAUUCAUCGACCGACAGAGAAGAGCGCCCGUUGACGGUCACUUCGAAAACUAAGAAACUCGCGUCGGUGACGACUCCAAAAACGGUUCAGUGUCAACGGAGCCUGCUGGAAGUAUCAAGCAUUCCAGCACUACGAAGCCCAUCAGAGAUGCAUCACGAAAAAAGUUCUUCGCCAUCGUCGGAAGCCGUGGAGUACUCUUCCGGUGUUCGUUCGGGUGGCAGGUUUUUGGAAAACUUACGUAUCUGGAAAUCGGCGGUCGAAGUGCAAUCGCAGAAUUUAAAAUUAGGCAACGAACUAACGGAGAGCCUGGACGUUCUGAAGGACAACAUAAGAGUCAUCCAAAGCCAAGCUACCGGCCUUGCCAAAAUGACACCAAAUUUUAAUACAGUGAAGAACUAUUCUACGGGCGAACCAAGCGUUUCGAGGCAUCGUGAACCACCGUUCGGAUCUACACCACCGCCGGACGUACGACCAAAGUCAUGUGAGUGUUUCGGAUGCCAGAGCACGUUUGACGAGCCAGUUCCACGCCCGACAACUAGUCCGUCGUACGAACAUAAGCAGCUUCAGCGGGCCGUUUUUGAACAAAAUCCACGGUAUGCACGAACGAUCAGCAAAAUCUGUAGCAUUGGCCACCGUGCUCAAUGGGAGCGAAGAGGUGAAAGCUCCGGAGAUGAUGCCGAAUUGGCAAAAAAGGCGGCGCACAAAUUCUUACAAUCGUGGCAAAAAGGACUUGCAAAGGAGGGCAGUAGCAGUAGCGGGAGUACACGUUGUUCCUCUUCGAUAUCGUUUCAUUCUACGGAGUACUCGUUAAAGCAAAGUGACGGAACACCAGUUGGUGGGCGCAAGCAUCUUGAAGCGUUCAGUGAGGCUGAGCUGUGCUCAGAUUUGGACAAUUUUCGAGGGAGCAAUUCGUCCUUGUUUGAGCUGCAAUCGUAUGAGGAGACCGAACUCAGUACGCAGCUGACGGUAGAGUAUGCGACGACCGAAGAUUCAUCCUCACUGCCAGUACAAUUCCGUAACGGGAGCCCUUAUUCCGACGAAGGAGAAGUAUUGAGUCAUGGCGAAAUUAAAUGA